AUGUUUGCACUAAGAACGGCCACCCGCAGAAACUUUCUUAGGGGAGCGAUCUCCAUAAGGACAUGCAACUUCUCCACCAGCCGUCUUGUACUACAGUCAUUGAGCUCAACAGCAGGGAGUGAGCAGGCUACCUGGCCAUCAGGAUUCCGUUUACUAAGGUCUAGAACAUGGGAAGAAUCCAAAGAGGGAGCUCUUUCUCAGGCUACAAGAUGGUAUUUAAUGUCAGAGAUGUUUAGAGGUAUGUGGAUUGUGCUAGAGAUGUUUUUCAGAGCACCAUACACCAUCUAUUUUCCAUUCGAGAAAGGACCUCUCUCUCCUAGAUAUAGAGGCGAGCAUGCUUUGAGAAGAUAUCCUUCAGGUGAAGAGAGAUGUAUUGCAUGUAAACUUUGUGAAGCCAUUUGCCCGGCUCAAGCAAUUACCAUCGAGGCCGAGGAAAGAGCUGAUGGACAGAGAAGAACAUACAAAUAUGAUAUCGAUAUGACCAAGUGUAUAUAUUGUGGAUUUUGCCAGGAAAGUUGUCCCGUAGACGCUAUCGUCGAAACCCCAAACAACGAGUUUUCCACAGAGACCCACGAGGAGCUUUUAUACAACAAGGAAAAGUUGCUUGCCAACGGUGACAAAUGGGAACAAGAGUACCAGUAUGCUGCCAACGCGGAUGCUCCAUACAGUGUUUCCCGAUCGGAUCUUUUCAAUAGCUCGGACUCUCAAGAGGUAUCCUCUUCAGACGAAGAAAAUCACUCUGCCUAUGAUAUUCCCGGAGGUUUCGACUUUGAUAUUGUGGAUGUAGUCGACGAGAAGAAAGACGAAGCUACGAAGGGAAAAUCGGUAUCGCCGGGAAAUCAAGAUUCGUCCACUGUUGAAUACUUCCCCAUGUUCUCUACCGGUACAUCAAGUAAAGGUUCGAAGAAGGAAGAGAACUUAGUUAAAGUGGAGUUCUCUGAUAAAGAGAAAAUAAUUGAUGACGAGUUUGAAAAGGCUGCAAAAAGCCAGAAGAGAUCAAACUCCUACUAUUUCGCUAGAAGGACACCUGAACAGGCCAAACGCUUUGAGAUGUGUGCCAUCUCCGGUGAUCAAAUCGUUGGUAUGAGUAAGAAUGUGGUUUUCAGCAGUUACAAGUUGACUGAUCUCAAGGCUUACAACCUCAAGAUUGAAAAACAACUGCAUAAAGAAGUAAUCAAACGAAAGAAAAGACCAGGUAAGGCAAAGAGACAGGCUAAUAUCGAAGCGAAAAAACAUAAGAAAGAGCAUGAAAGAGAAGCCAAAGUCAAGGCGAAAGCCAAGGCCAAGGCCGAUGCAAAGAUAUCAAGGAGAAGCUGGCCUGUACAAAAGAAACGUUCUGCAACUACAGCUGGCCAUGAAUCAAGGGAUAGACCAGCAUUUAAAACACGCAGAAAAGGUGAAAUGAAUUUUAGAAAGAAGGCCUACUCAGCGACACCUACUUUCCGAACCGAGUAG
Messenger RNA from Brettanomyces nanus, 1455 nucleotides. RefSeq lists its product as uncharacterized. NCBI's taxonomy places the organism in Eukaryota, Fungi, Ascomycota, Pichiomycetes, Pichiales, Pichiaceae. Gene Ontology annotation, cellular component: membrane. The coding region runs from base 1 to 1455 and encodes 484 amino acids. Gene Ontology annotation, biological process: mitochondrial electron transport, NADH to ubiquinone; mitochondrial respiratory chain complex I assembly. The record is from RefSeq and is a predicted model, not a curated record. Gene Ontology annotation, molecular function: NADH dehydrogenase activity; 4 iron, 4 sulfur cluster binding. The transcript has 2 exons.